AUGGCAAUUUUGGUAUUGAGUGAUCCUCAAAAGAGGGUGAUUUAUGAUCAGCAAGGAGAGGAAGGUUUGAAACAUAUGCCACCACCUGGGAAUGAACCAACAAAUGGAUUUAACCCAAGAAAUGCAGAGGAUAUCUUUGAAGAGUUCUAUGGAGACAACCCUUUUGGAUUUGGAUCAUCUGGACCUCAUGGAAGGUCCAGGUUCCAAACUGAGGGAGGCGGAUCAUUCAGCGGAUUCCAUGCGCCGCUGAAGAAGCCGCCUCCUGUCGAGAGCAAGUUGGCAUGUAGUUUGGAAGAGUUAUACAUGGGUUCCACAAGAAAAAUGAAGAUCUCAAGGAUUGUUAUGGAUGCUAAUGGGUGA
Messenger RNA from Arachis stenosperma, 360 nucleotides. RefSeq lists its product as uncharacterized. Gene Ontology annotation, molecular function: protein-folding chaperone binding. Lineage: Eukaryota; Viridiplantae; Streptophyta; Magnoliopsida; Fabales; Fabaceae. Gene Ontology annotation, cellular component: cytosol. The transcript has 2 exons. Bases 1 to 360 code for a protein of 119 amino acids. The record is from RefSeq and is a predicted model, not a curated record.